AUGACCGAUGAAUAUUUCCAGUACCCCGCUCUCAAUAAUGAGACGACUGGUGAUUCUAUCGAUGCCGGAGACAUUUAUUCACUAUACGUCCCUAGCUACAAUACGUACAUACCCAACGAGCGAGACGUGACCCAGGAAGAGGACCCAAUCCUUGACUUUCCGUCAACUCCCGACAGAAGAGCGCAGACCGAAUUGGAAGAAGAAGUAGCACUGCACCCCGAUGCGAGAUGGAUAGGGCAUUACAAUUUUGACGAUGCGCCCUCACCUCGAUUUUCCACCGCUACUCUGACUACGCGAAGCGACAUUGAUUCUAUCUUCACAAGUGAUGACGGUGGAUACAGCUCAAUAGCCGGACAUCCCGACGAAGCAGAGUCACCGGUCAAGCUUUUGAGACUAGAUUUUGAUAAAUCUGGGGUGGGCAUUCCUCUGAAGCGAUGGGUGGGAGAUGGGAAACAAGAAGAUGACCUUCAACCAUGCCCAAAAUACUUCGAGGUUCAAAGUCAGGAUGAAGAAGAAAACGUGUACACAACCGAAUGGACCCUGCAACCUUACGGCUACGGAGAUGCCACACAACCUGAGCGUUUCGAAGACGAUGACCCCGAGGUUUUGCUGGAUAGAGCGUUUGUGCCUCUGGAGAAAGGCUCGCUUCCCGAGGCGGUUGUUCCCAGCGGAGAAGGGGAGCCUCUCAUAGAGGUUGCGAGUCUAGGUGCUUCCACUAAGAGUCAAGUAAACGAGGCACAGUCUUACAUUGAGCAAGAGACCGCCAAAGUUCUUGUUGCAUCGCAGCCGGUUUGCGAAUCAUCAAAUAAACACGAUAGGAAGGCUGUGCCAGAGGUGUUUGAAUUCGCGCCUAGCAUAUUUUGA
Messenger RNA from Serendipita indica DSM 11827, 864 nucleotides. NCBI's taxonomy places the organism in Eukaryota, Fungi, Basidiomycota, Agaricomycetes, Sebacinales, Serendipitaceae. The record is from the annotation of a GenBank genome assembly.